This is a messenger RNA of Aspergillus lentulus, 1068 nucleotides long. RefSeq names its product epoxide hydrolase family protein. Gene Ontology annotation, molecular function: epoxide hydrolase activity. Gene Ontology annotation, biological process: epoxide metabolic process. The record is from RefSeq and is a predicted model, not a curated record. Lineage: Eukaryota; Fungi; Ascomycota; Eurotiomycetes; Eurotiales; Aspergillaceae.
AUGCAAUCAGAUCGACGCUAUGGCGUAACGCUUCCUUGGAUGAAGAAGGCCAAAGAUGCUUGGGAGACACAGUUUGAUUGGCGUAAGCAUGAAAGCUAUAUCAACGGCUUUCCCCAGUAUAUCACGAGGGUGGUCGACGAAGACGGACAUGAAUAUGACAUUCACUUUGCUGCUUUGUUUUCUGGUCAGAAGAAAGCUGUUCCAAUUCUUCUAUUACAUGGCUGGCCCGGAAGUUUCUUGGAGUUUUUGCCGAUGUUGGACAUGAUUAACCAGCGUCAUCCACAAUCCGAAUCGCCCUAUCAUCUAAUCGUGCCGUCGCUUGUUGGAUAUGCAUUCUCUUCAAAGCCUCCGCUGGAUAAAAAUUUCAGGAUCGAGGAUGGCGCUCGUAUCCUCGAUAGAUUCAUGGAUAACCUGGGCUUCGGUUCGGGGUAUGUCGUACAUGGUGGAGAUUUAGGGAGCGACACUGCGAGAGUCAUGGGCGCGAAGCACGCAGGUUGCAAAGCGGUUCACAUCAAUUUCUGUUAUAUGCCUGAACCAUCAGUGCAGACGCCGCUAGAGGUAGAUGACAUUGACCGACUUGGCAUCGAAAGAGGUCGUGAAUUUGAGAGGGUUGGUAAUGCAUAUGCUAAAGAGCAUGCUACUCGCCCGAGUACAAUUGGAAUUGCGAUUUCCUCUAAUCCAUUGAGCCUUUUAGCUUGGGUGGGUGAAAAGUACCUUGAGUGGUCUGAGGAAGAUCCCGAUCUCCACACAAUCUUGGAGACGGUCACGCUAUAUUGGGUAACGCAAACGCUGCCAUCUUCUUUAUAUCAUUAUCGGCAGCUCUUUGAACCGAGUUCCCUUGGCUCACACGCAAAUCCAGAGUGGUAUAUUGACAAACCUCUUGGUUUCUCUAGCUUCUUGCAUGAGAUCGCUCCCACGCCGGCUAGUUGGGUACGCACAACUGGCAAUUUGAUAUUUUAUCGCAGACAUGAAAAGGGUGGCCACUUCGCCGCACUUGAGCAACCAGAGGUAUUGUGGGACGACAUCACUGCAUUUGUGCAGGAAUUGGUACAGCGAGCCAUUUUUUAA